AUGCCAACAUUGAAAACACCUUUAUCAGAUACACUUACAACAUCUAUGGAUACAAAGAUAGAAUUACUUGACGAAAAUAGUUUUUGGACAAACGAUCCACCGAAUAAACAAAUCAAUGCAAUUCUAUCUGUAAGCAGCAACUCUAGUACAACACAAUUGCAUGCUCAUCAUCAUCGACCUUCACUGACAGACUCACAGUACAAUUCAAACGAUCCUUUUCUAUUUGAUCAUUCCCAUCUUAAGCCAGGAGAUAAGGCAUCUUUACUCUCCUACCCCAAAACAAUCGAUAUGUAUCGGGAAAACGUGAAAAAGACGAAUGAUAUGGAUAUUCAAUGCGACUUUGCCAUCUUUUUAGUCGAGGCAGCAAAGCGUCUGCAACCCUCUAUGCAAACCUCUUUGUCUUCUUCUACUGUCAGUAGCUAUAAUAGUAAUGAAAGUACAUUAGAUAGUAGAGACAAUAAGAUUCCUCCGGAUGAAAAGGAAAUCAAUUUACAGCGUCAAACCUAUAUUUUAGAGGCCAAAAGGUUAUUAAAACAGAUAGCUAUGCGAAGGCAUAGUGAGUCUCAGUAUUAUCUCGCAAAUAUGUAUGCAUCUGGUAUCCUAAAGGCAACAAACAGUCAUGAAAAGGCCUUUGCUUUCUUUGUUCAAUCAGCCAAGCGUAAACAUCCUGAUGCAGUGUAUAGAACUGCAAAAUGUUAUGAAGAGGGACUAGGCACAAAAAAAGAUAAAAGUAAAGCAGUGCAGUAUUAUAGGAAAGCAGCAGCAUUAAAUCAUCCAGGAGCCAUGUAUCGUCUUGGAUUAGCAGAGAUGAAAGGAGAAUUAAACCUUACACGUAGUACUAGAAAUGGUCAUAAAUGGCUCAAACGAUCAGCUGAAGCAGCAACAGUUCAAUACCCACAUGCAUUGCAUGAGUUAGCCCUUCUUCAUGAAAAGGGUGUAGACUCGAUUGUGUUUUAUGAUCCUGAUUACGCUGUCAGUCUCUAUCAUGAGGCCGCUGCCCUAGGGUAUGCACCCUCUGCGUAUCGUCUUGGCGAAUGUUACAAAUUGGGUAAACUCAACUGCAAUCUUCAUCCUCAACUCUCUAUUCAAUAUUAUCGCAUAGCUGCAGAGCAGAAUCAUCCUGAGGCUUGCCUUGCAUUAGCAGCUUGGUAUCUUUCAGAUCUCUCUACUCUUCUUACUAUCUCUGCUGAACAAGCUUACACAUGGGCCAUGUCGGCAGCUCAACAGGGUUUACCGAAAGCGGAAUAUAUCAUAGGUUAUUUAUUUGAAAUGGGCAUAGGUACUGUCAAAGAUCAAAAUGUCGCUAUGGCCUGGUAUCGUAAAGCAGCUGAUCAUGGUGAAGUACGAGCGAUUCAAAAAUUACACAUGUAUUCACCUUCACUUGUGAAUAACGACAAAAAUCAUAGACCAUUAUCUAUAUCGCUAUCUAUAUCAUCCUUCAUGACAAAGAAAAGCCUUACUAAACCAAAAGAUAAUAAUUUAAAUAGAUCAAUAUCAACUUUUGCAUUAACAAACGAAAGAACAGGUCUUGAUCUAUCCACUCAUACUAAAAAACAACAACAAGAUUCAGAUAUAACCUUCUUUCAAAAGGCUGCCAUAUUCCUCAAGUCUCCUUUACCAAAAAAUGCAAAUGAUAGUGAUACUAGUAUUUCUACAUUGAAAGAGUGA
Molecule: messenger RNA, 1668 nt
Organism: Cokeromyces recurvatus
Lineage: Eukaryota; Fungi; Mucoromycota; Mucoromycetes; Mucorales; Mucoraceae
Exons: 3
Coding region: 1-1668 (555 amino acids)
Molecular function (GO): protein binding
Source: RefSeq, a predicted model, not a curated record